Molecule: messenger RNA, 591 nt
Organism: Cercopithifilaria johnstoni
Lineage: Eukaryota; Metazoa; Nematoda; Chromadorea; Rhabditida; Onchocercidae
Source: the annotation of a GenBank genome assembly
AUGAGCAGAACAGGAUUUAUGGCAAUCGUCUUCAUAAUUUUUAUUCUUAAUGGACUGGUUACUAGUUUAAUGCGACGAUGUAGAUGUGAGGAAGAUGAUGAGUGUCGUGAUGAAGCUUUAAAUUUGGUGGAUAAUUGCUCCAUUAACUGUGGCUAUAACUUAGCCCCGAUCGGCGGUAAUAUACAAGACAUGGUGAAUUGUUUUGGUAAACAAGGACCAGCCAUUCAGGCUGAAGACAUUUGCUUAAGACGAAAAAUUAAUUACGAAUGUGACAAUCAGCCUCAGCCCACAUUCAUCAAUAAAACUAACUUCGAUAAUUUGGAGUUCGCAUUCAAUGAGACAACAAAACCGAUUAUUGGCUCACUUAUGCAAAAAAUAUAUGAAAGUUUAAUUGCUAUAUUUAAAUGUGGCUAUGAUUUGGCGGAUCGUGAAACACUGCUCAAUUUCAUGAAGGAUUGUGUUGGAGCUUAUCCGCAAUUCUAUAGUGAACAAAUACAAGCUUGUCAUUGUCUUCUACAUAAACUUCAUCUCAUGAAACUGAUAGGAGCAUGUAUUCAUAUAGGAAAUCCAUUCCUGAAAGGAUUCAAAUAG